Messenger RNA from Cervus elaphus (red deer), 1394 nucleotides. It is a transcript of the gene RWDD2A, whose product is annotated as RWD domain containing 2A. The record is from RefSeq and is a predicted model, not a curated record. Gene Ontology annotation, molecular function: protein binding. Lineage: Eukaryota; Metazoa; Chordata; Mammalia; Artiodactyla; Cervidae. The coding region runs from base 256 to 1134 and encodes 292 amino acids. The transcript is spliced from 3 exons.
CCCCGCCCCGCCUCCGCGCCCGUCACGCGCGGCUCGCGCCUGCCGAAUUGCGGAUCCGCGUCGCGAGGUUGCGAGAGGGUUUGGGGCUGUUUCCCUUUGAAUGACCAGGAAGGUUCUCGGUGCGGAAUAGCGCUCCUGCAGAGCGGCUACCACGGAAAGGGAACUGCGGGAAAUUUCCCUGGACACCGCUGACGCUGACAAACCCAGUGUCCCUGGGCCUUUCCAGUUCUCCUGGCAGGUUGAUUGCGUCUCAGCAUGUCGGCUUCAAUGAAGGAAUGCCUUCAGCUUCAGCUGCUGGAGAUGGAAAUGCUGUUUUCUAUGUUUCCUAACCAAGGAGAAGUAAAACUUGAAGAUGUCAAUGCCCUGACAAACAUAAAGAGAUACUUGGACGGCAUAAGGGAGGCGCUGCCACCAAAAAUCGAAUUUGUGAUUACCCUGCAGAUCGAGGAGCCCAAGGUGAAAAUUGACUUACAAGUAACCAUGCCUCACAGCUACCCCUAUGUAGCAUUGCAGAUGUUUGCACGGUCACCAGAACUUGACAGACAGCAGCAGCUGCUUCUCAACAAAGGCCUCACUUCUUAUAUCGGGACUUUUGAUCCAGGGGAGCUGUGUGUGUGUGCAGCCAUCCAGUGGUUACAGGACAACAGCGCCUCCUACUUCCUGAACAGAAAGCUCGUGGACGAACCAUCGACACAAGCAAAACCAGUCAAGAACACCUUCCUCCGAAUGUGGAUCUACAGUCACCAUAUAUAUCAGCAGGACCUCCGGAAAAAGAUCCUGGAGGUCGGGAAAAGGUUGGACGUGACAGGAUUUUGCAUGACGGGAAAGCCAGGGAUAAUCUGUGUGGAGGGCUUCAAAGAGCACUGUGAGGAAUUCUGGCACACAAUCAGGUACCCCAACUGGAAGCACAUUUCCUGUAAGCAUGCGGAGAGUAUCGAAACAGAAGGAGAUGGGCAAGACCUGCGCCUUUUCCAUUCUUUUGAAGAAUUACUCCUUGAGGCCCACGGUGACUACGGCUUGAGGAAUGACUAUCACAUGAAUCUGGGCCAGUUCUUGGAAUUUCUCAAAAAACACAAAAGUGAGCAUGUUUUCCAGAUAUUAUUUGGUAUCGAAAGCAAAAGUUCUGACUCCUAGGAAGCUAUGAAGAGGCCUCUGAAGAGGCCUACAUAACUAAGCUCACUAAGUUAUAUUUCUAUUAAUAAGAGCAAAAUAAAAGGACAGUAGCUGGUUAGCAUUGUUGGUGGGGAAACUAGCUCCAGUAUUUUUCCCUGGUAUUGAAACAAACACAUAAGCCUUUUAACUUUGUAACAGUGUGAUCGCGAUGUUACCUGUAUGUUCUCGUGUUAAUUGAAAACUAUUUUGUGGUAAACUAAUAAAAGCCAGUCAGUCUAACC